Messenger RNA from Myiozetetes cayanensis, 1512 nucleotides. It is a transcript of the gene CALR, whose product is annotated as calreticulin. Gene Ontology annotation, cellular component: endoplasmic reticulum; endoplasmic reticulum membrane. Gene Ontology annotation, biological process: protein folding. The record is from RefSeq and is a predicted model, not a curated record. The transcript is spliced from 10 exons. Bases 40 to 1293 code for a protein of 417 amino acids. NCBI's taxonomy places the organism in Eukaryota, Metazoa, Chordata, Aves, Passeriformes, Tyrannidae. Gene Ontology annotation, molecular function: calcium ion binding.
CGGGCGGCGCCGGGCGGGGACGGAGCGGAGCGAGCGGCCAUGAGAACCCUCAGCGCCCUCAGCGCCGUCCUGCUCGCAGCGCUCCUGGCGCCCGCCGCCGCGGGGCCCGCCCAGCUCUUCCGCGAGGAGUUCGCGGAUGGAGACGCCUGGAGCCGCCGGUGGGUGGAGUCGAAGCACAAACCCGACUACGGGCGGUUCGUGCUCACGGCCGGCAAGUUCUACGGCGACGCCGAGAAGGACAAAGGCAUCCAGACGAGCCAGGACGCCCGUUUCUACGCCCUGUCGGCGCGCUUCGAGCCCUUCAGCAACCGCGACAAGACGCUGGUGCUGCAGUUCACGGUGAAGCACGAGCAGAACAUCGACUGCGGCGGGGGCUACGUCAAGCUCUUCCCGGCCAGCCUGAACCAGGAGGACAUGCACGGGGACUCCGAGUACAACAUCAUGUUUGGUGGGUGUGCUGCUCCUCCCCCCAGAGCCCCCCAUGCCACCCUGUUCCAGACCCCUCAGACCUCCCUGCAAGAAUUGCUUAACAAGGACAUUCGCUGCAAGGAUGACGAGUUCACCCACCUGUACACGCUGGUGGUGAGGCCCGACAACACCUACGAGGUGAAGAUCGACAAUGCCCGGGUGGAGUCGGGGUCCCUGGAGGAGGACUGGGAUUUCCUGCCCCCCAAAAAGAUCAAGGACCCCGAGGCCCGAAAACCCGACGACUGGGACGAGAGGGCCAAGAUCGACGACCCUGAGGACACCAAGCCCGAGGACUGGGACAAACCCGAGCACAUCCCGGACCCCGACGCCAAGAAACCCGAGGAUUGGGACGAGGAGAUGGACGGGGAGUGGGAGCCCCCCGUGAUCCAGAACCCCGAGUACAAGGGCGAGUGGAGGCCGCGGCAGAUCGACAACCCCGACUACAAGGGCAAGUGGGUGCACCCCGAGAUCGACAACCCCGAGUACAGCCCCGACCCGCUGCUCUACUCCUACGACAGCUUCGGGGUCAUCGGCCUCGACCUCUGGCAGGUCAAGUCCGGCACCAUCUUUGACAACUUCCUGAUCACGGACGACGAGAAGUUUGCCGAGGAGAUCGGGAACGAGACCUGGGGGCCACCAAAGGAGGCAGAGAGGAAGAUGAAGGAGCAGCAGGACGAGGAGCAGCGCAGGAAGCAGGAGGAGGAGGAGAAGCAGCAGAAGGAGGAGGAAGGGGACGACGAUGGGGACGAGGAGGAGGAGGAGGACGAAGAGCCCGAGGCCGAGCCCGACGAGGGCGAGGGGGGAGCCCCCCGGGACGAGCUGUGAGGGCCCCCCCGGGGGGGCCGUUCUGUCUCUGUGAGACCCUUGGACUCUUUUCUACGGGAGCCGGGACCCCCCCGGGGACCCCCCCAGGACAACCAGGGGCCCUGGGGAUUCACUGGGACCCCCCCCCAGGACAACCAGGGACCCCCAGGACAACCAGGGGCCCUGGGGAUUCACUGGGACCCCCCCCCCAGGACAACCAGGGACCCCCCAGGACAACCA